AGCAGACUUCUGUAGCUAGUUUGCAGUAAUAUAUCGGGAGUGAUUGUGUCUCUUAAAGCGAGUGCGACGUAUCUUGUGAUAUAAAGCUUUUUCAUAUUAAAGUGCAGUUUGUAUUAAAAGUGAAAAAAAAUCAAAUUUAGUUUUGAUCGCUGUACCAAUAAAAACAAACAAUGAGCAACAACGACGAGCAAAAGAAGAAUGAAGUUUCAGAAAAAGAUGAGUCCGCGGAAGUGUCCUCCACUUCCCCGGAUUCUCCAGUAGCAGAGGAUUCGGAAGAAUCCAAAGAUACUGAAAAAGCUGAAUCAUGUUCGUCACCCGAUCAAGUUCCGGAUCCUACCGUUAACGGCAAAAAAAUGAAUGACUCAUUGAUCGAUAAAAAUGACGAACCGUCACAGUCGCAACUAAACAGAGAAUCUGACCCAAGCAUGACCAACUCUGGACCUGGUGAAAUUACUAAGCCUUUUAUAAUAGAGAUCUCAGACGAUGAAAGCGAUACUUCGCCGGAAUCUUCACCGGAAUCUUCACCGGAACCUUCGCCAAUAUCAGAUGGACCUCAGCUUUUUCAAUAAAGCAAUUCAUUGUAUGAAAAAAUAUAUUAAGAAGUCGAAAAAAGAGAAGUAAUUUUCUUGGAGAGAUUUCCCUGAUACGGUCCUAAUGAAACAGAUCAUCAGACUUUUCAUAAUGCUUGAUAUAGCAUUAAUUAUGAUUAAUUAUUUAUAGUUUAGGUGCAAUUUUAGUUAUCUUUAUGUCUGCC
Nymphalis io (European peacock) is the source of this 754-nucleotide messenger RNA. RefSeq lists its product as uncharacterized. The record is from RefSeq and is a predicted model, not a curated record. NCBI's taxonomy places the organism in Eukaryota, Metazoa, Arthropoda, Insecta, Lepidoptera, Nymphalidae. Bases 171 to 569 code for a protein of 132 amino acids. The transcript has 7 exons.